CUCUCUUCUAAUAUAUGUAUCAAUAGAAGUAUAAUAAGCAUGGUGCUAAGUCUGAUUAUAUUCCUGUCUGGGAAAUACUUUUUCAGGGAGGGUGGUUUCUAGUAAUAUUUUGUCCAUGUUUUCUGGAGAAAGUACAGUGGUGGGGAACCUCUGCAUUAGCAGGAUUUGACUUGGAAGACCAUUUUCACACCAACCUGCUCUACACCUCAAUUGUGGGCUCAAAGCAAUUUUGCAGGCUCUGCUAAUCGAAUGUACCUCAGUGUUUGCCAAAUCCCUGUGCCUAUGCUAACUGUGUUUUGAUUUAUAAUUUAAAUGCAAUAGAUACAUUUGUGCUGCGUUUCCCUCCUAGAAACAACGGUUAGCAGUUGGGAGGAUGACAGUCCAUGGACUCUACAGUGUUCCAGCCCAGCCUCCUUUUUAUAGAUAUAUGGAACGGAAUGUAAACGCACCUCAUGUUCUGCAUCUGCCAUCCAAAUUGUGAUCUAACGCCAGUUUGAAGGUAAGCAUAUACAUAUGUAUUGUUGCACACUACCCCAAUCUCUGAGUGGUGCAAGAUUCCAGAGGUUUCUAGGUGCUUACCCAGAGUUCAUGUUUCAUUCAGGAAAUGAGGGUUGGCAGAGGCUGUAGUGUCUUUAUGAUAUAUGGUUUAUUUACACAUAUAUGCAACCUGGACUACAAUGGAAAGAUUCUCAUAAUCACACUCCAAGAGGAUCUAGCUUCCUCCAUAGCUGCAGCCUUGGAUUCAAACAGAAAUCCAACAUGCUCUCAAACAUGGCUCUGACCCUCUCGCCAACUUGCUGCAUUUCACAGACUGCAGCAUCACUGCAAAAACCCAAUCCUAAAGUCACUUCUAAAACUCUACCUCAAAACUCUCCUUUGUCUUCCAAACUAAAUCUGGGUUGAGUAACGGACCCCUCCCAUUUUCUGACUGGCAAAAAGUGCCCUCUGUCUGGCUUUCCUAAUGGCCCAUUACCUUCCCUUUGUCUUUGGUUAAUGGUAAGAUUUCCUGAAAAUAGGAAGCUAGUUUGGCCAGUAUUUUAACUUUGCUAAAUUUUGUGACUGGCGACCAAAUUUAACACCCCAAACACUGAUUAAAUUCUAACACUUAUCAGACCCAAGAAUUUAGGGGAAUCUUGUACCCACAACUCAUAACACUAUUAUUACAAAGACAGUAGCAAAUAAUGACUGUUAGUGCACACUAGAGGCAAAAACAUUCCUCUUCUCCCAGGCCUUUUGCUAGUAAAACAAUCUAUGGCCUUUUAAACUUUGGGGGUUGGUUUUUUAUUGUUGCUACUGUUAUGUAUUUUUGUGGUUUUAAUAUUUAAAACUGCCCAGUGAUCCUCAGAUGAAGGGUGGUAUAGACAUUUAAUAAAUAAAAAUAAAAGUAACUCGCUGGUAGGCUUGAAUUUAUGCAGUUCUUGUGUCAAUUUUUAAAAUUUUUUUAGAUUAAACUCUGUCACAAGAAGUAAAUUCUCAGCUUCAGAGAGUCCCAAUACAUCCCUUACCUGAAAGGGUGGGGUUGGAAAAUAGGUUUUACAAGGUAAACUGUGAUACUAUCAAAAUGAAAUCAACAAGAUUCAUUCUGGCUUUUACUGUACACCAAAAAGCAUCCUUAGCAAGUGACUUAUGAAAGAAGUCGUUUCCAUGAUGCAAUCUUUCUAUCGUGGAGGAAGGCCACAAUCAUUUUUUUUGUGUUUAAUGGAGGGAGUGUUUAAUGACGAGAGAAGAACAUGGUUGCUAGAUUCUUAUGACCGAUAUCCUGACAAUGUUUCUGAUGAACGUGGCACAUUGGCAUGUUGAAUUUUCUACAGAUGGGCGAUGGGCCGUUCCCCUGACACAAGGCCACACUGACUAAGCUUUAUUCCUAUCCCAUUAAUUAGUCAAGUCUUAUUUACCUUGUAUUUUCAGUUUUUUUUCUGAAAGGGGAGAAACCAAGCACGAAACUCCAAACCACAUUAAUUUUACUUAUAAUUGCCCUGAACAAUACAAAUGUUACCUAACCCUUUUAAAUAUUUGCCUAGUAAAGCAUUUCCUAAUCACAGAACUAUUUUAUUUUCUAAAAUUAUUUGGAAUGAUGUUAGUAGAGUGAUAUAGUUUAGUGCAUUCCAUUCUUGGCCCCAGUUACAAAGUUACAUGUAAGGAUGCCAACCGCUUGAGUUAUUUAAUACUUGAGUACAGAAGACAUUUGUUGAUCAAAUACUGAAAACUUAAACUAUGCAACAGCUGAAAGUUAAGGAAAUAUUAUACAAUGGGAAGAAUCAAGGUAAUCAGGCAUUCUUUUUCUCAUGCUGCAAACAAUACUUUGCAAAAUAAGACUACCAGAUUAUUUACCAAGACUUCCUGAAUGCAGCAUUUCAGUGCCCAGAUUAUUACUAUCUUUACAUCCAGCUAAUAUGCCAUGCUUACAAAGAAGAACAUAGCAAUUGGACCUUACUUAUAUUCACAUCCUAACCACAAUUCAGCACACAGUUAAGAUGAUCUAAUGAAAUUAGUGGGCUUAAGGCUAUGAUCCUUUGCAGAGUUGCUAACAAUCCCUUUGCACCCUGGAAAUCUACCUAAUUUGAUGUUUGACUGAAGUGUCCCAGGGUGUAAAUUCAGCGUUCUAAAAAACAAUACAUGACCAAAAACAUAUAUAUAAUUAUAUAUGUUUUAUUAUAUAAAAUGCCUAACAUUUCAACAAGUGAGUCACGUCGAGGAAAGGAUUGUAUAUUAAAGGGUAGCAGGGGCACCCCACUUGACCUACUACCUCACCCCAAUGUUGCCUGAUAAGCUAUCCUUACCAGGUAGCUAAAUGCCCAAUGGGCUCUGCCCUCUGCUUUCCCCCUUCUUCCCAUCUCUCCCCCCCCCAUCUCCAAAUGAUUGCUUCAUAUACCCUGGCAACAACAUGCACCCUUCUUGUGCACCCUGAGAGCCUGUUCCUUCACAGUCCAGAGGAUCUGAAUGAGGAAGGGCUGUUGUGUCUGAGCUUUUCAACUUCCCUGCUCCCUACUGAAAGUCCCAUUUUGAGGGCAGCUGAAGCCAGAUCAUAACAGUGUGAGGCAAAGGGAUUCCUGCUUCCCACACCCUGGCAACAAACAUACAAACACAUGUGGCAAUGUCAAAGUCCUAAUUGCAUAGCAUCUGGGGUGGAGGAGAUCCUGAAAAGGAAAGGCACAGACUGUGUGGGACUGCAAACCAGCCAUCAUCAUUGGUUAUUUUCUGUACUGCUUUUUGGUCACAGGCCCCAAAGUGAUGAAAUGAUUACUACAAAGAAAAUAUAGCAAAGCUACAGUAAAUACAAAUACCAAAGUACAAUGCAAUAAAUAAAAAAUAAAAUAAAAUAAAAUAGCAACACCCAGACAUACUAGCAGGGCUCUUGUGACUUACAGUGGUUUGAGACCCCAGGGUAGCAGGAACACUUUCACCUGCUCCAUAACUAUUACCUGGGAGUAAACGUCAUUUAAUUCAACGGGACUUACUUCUGAGCAGACAUGGUUAGGCUUGCGCUGCAAAGAACUCAACGCAAGGCCUAGUGAUCUCUAGGACCACCAGAUCUAGUAAUAUCUCUCAUUUUUCAAAUGUUGCUCUUGGCCUCGUGGUAAAUAUUGGGGGGGGGGGGCUUGGAACCCUAAAACACCCAACGAUAAUAAAAGGGUGAGGAAAUAAGAAGUGGAUGCAGCCUGCCUAACAAAGGAUCUGAAGGAGUAACCGCGGAUUUGGGUUGAAGCCGCAGCCCUCCAGCGAGAGACCCCCCUCCCAUAAAGGACCCUCUUUCCGAAUAGACCCCUUGAAAGCAGCUAUAGGGCGAUGGUGGCGGUUGUUUUCUGAACGAGAAGCGUCUGGAACAGGAGCAGCCUUCGUUGGGGGCCGGGAUGCUCAAGGGGGACCCAGCCAGAGGCAAAACGCCCCAUCAGCCGACCCCGACCAUCCACAGCAGAAAGAGGAGGCGGCGGCUCAGCUACCGGCGGCUGCCGUAAUCCGACGGGACCCGGAAGGAAGGAGCCGGCGAGGGGCGGAGCGGAGGAGAGGAGAAGAGCCGAGCGGAGCGGCCUCGGGCUCCUGUGUUGGUGCCGGGCGGAGCUGAAGACGGACUGGCCCGGAUCCCAGGCUCUCGGUAGCGGGUGAGUGGCGCUUGGCGGCGGGGCUGCCGGCCGGGAGGGAAGGUGGUUGACCAGGGACUGGCUCCCCUUUCUCUCGCCGCCUCUGGCCUGUCCGCCCCACAGAGCCCCGCGACGACUCUCCGGCCCCAUAGCCCCUCUCUGCCGGGUCUGUCCUGCUAGCCAUAUGCUCCCACCUUACCUCUGCUGCCCCCCACCCCAUGCCCAGUCCUCCCUUGCCCGACCCCUUGGCUCUGCUUGUGCUCUUAGUGCUGUCUCUGAUAUUUGUUUGCCCCUUCUCGCAAAAGAUCCUUUCUUUCGCCCCACUGAUUCUUUCCCCUUCCCACUAAAAUAAUAACAAUAAUAAGCUCGUGCUGUUUCUUCCCCUCUCCUUUUGUCACUUGCCCCCAAUACCCCCGCACCCUCCCUGUCUCUCGAUUGCCUGCCCCCCUCUUUAUUUCUUUAUGUUCUUCCCUGUUUUGUUUAUGAUGGUGGUUUUUAUUUAUUUAUUUUAAAAUAGAUGUUGGUGGCUCCGUAGUUCAUCAGUGCUGUCAUGCAUUUUGCCUAACUAAAGGACACUUGCAAUUUAGAAAGGAAACCAAGUAUGGUGCCUUGCCCAGUUGUCAUAUGAUGAGUCAGUGCAGGGAGCACGAAGGGUGAAACUGGGUUGGUGAUUUGACUAGUAGUAACCUUUGCCGCUGUCACAUAUCAAGUUGCCACUAAUGAAUCACUGCUAUAGCACACAUAAUGAGCUAAAAAAUGUGUGGCGGUUUCUGUUUCUUUCACCCUUGACAACAGUUCUGUGAGGUAGGCCCUUGUCAUUUCCAUAUACGGAUGCGGAACUCGGAGUGAUUUGCCCAGGUAACCUCCCACGUAAACAUAAGUCGGGUCAAGCCAAGCGCACCACCUCUGGACCAAGCUGGCAAGCUGUGCCCAUGGCCACACAUGUUCUCACUGAGGACAUGAUGUUCUCAGAUAAGAUGUCAGUUGGCAAAUUCUUCCAAUUGAUAAUUAUGAAACAAAAGGCUUAAUACUGAUACAUUCUCAGUGGUGGGAAGCUCAGAAGACACACCACUGGCUGUAUGGGAAGAACUUGGCUUAAUUGAAAAUUAGAAACUGCUGCCUUGGUGCUGGUGGGCUAUUAUAGUGUAGUAUAUAUAGCAGCUUGGGAGAAGGAGAAAGCACACACCAUAAUUUUUAUAAUAACCUUUUUUGUCCCAUCAGCUAUUUUGUACAGAAUUAAAUACAUACAUGAAGUGAUAAAUACCCCAUAAACUUAUAGUUUGUUUAAUAUUUUGUCCGCUCUUCACUGCUGUUUCUGGGGCAUCUGAAGUCACUUAGAGUAGGGGUGAUGAACCUUAGGCUUUCCAGAUACUACUGUAUUAGACUCCAGCUCCCAUCAGCCCCAGCCAGUAUGAUCAAUGGUCAGGAAUGAUGGGAGUAGUAAUCUAGCACCAUCUGGAGUAUCACUGGUUCCUGCAGCUCUACCCUGGAAGCAAAUCAAAAGUAUUGUUGGAUAGCAAUCCUAACACUACUUGCACCAGGAAGGAAAUCCCAUUGAACUUUGUUUGCUUCUAGCAAAUACAAUUAUAAUUUAGCUAUUAAGAAGUGCUUCCGUUUGCUUGUUUUCCUACAACUGGUAUUAAAACAUAUUUCAUUACUCAACCAGCUCAUUAAAAUGUUUUCAUGCUUCUUAUGUGGAAGUCAGGCUAGGAGGCUUUUCCUGGGGACUGUGUUCCUUUGUUAAAAAUAAUAGGUAUGGAUAUUAAGGUUGCUUAAUACAAAUUAGUUCCCCCUGAACAUGCUUUAACUAUGUAGUGUUUGUAAUCAGGAUUUUCUAGACUCACGCUCCUACUUUUAAAUUUGUUUAUCAAUGAAGUAGGAAUGCAGAUAUCCCAUUAGUGGACCUGAUGUUUGGUGGUAGGAAUUUUAGGUGAAUUAAUUUAGAACAAAUGAGUGAAAAUUUAUGCAUGUGUCAGAAGUUCAAAAAAUGAAUUGUACCAGAAGGCAAACUGAAAAAUAUUAUUCACUGAUAUAAAGCUUCAUAUAUUUCUAAUAUUUAAUGUGGAAAAGAAGGCAGGCAUUGUGUUACAUUGGUAGAAAGUUACGAAGUCUUCAGAGAUUAACAACAGCAAAAUAGUAUACAAGAAAGAGGUCUGUAUUUAAAGAAAACAUCAAUUACUUGUAGAAUGUAAUGCGUACCAAAUCAAUAUGCUAGUAUUUAAAUGGACUCUGGAGUACACUAAACAUUAACCACACGUCUAUUUAAAAUUGUAAGUUCUGCUGUGGGAAUUUGUAAGAAGUUGUUUCUUACUAAGAAGUAAUUUUGCAAUCUUAGUCAUAUGUAGGUCACUAUAGGUCAGGCAUGGAAGUUUCACUUUGAUUUCCUAACAUUUAAGAAUCUGAUGACAUAUGUCAGUGUAGAUUAUUUUGCAUUACUAACUCUGCCUUUUUUGGGUGGAAGGAGCAUUAGGUGAAAUAGAAUGAAUCAAUAAAAAAUGAAAUUCAUUCAAGGUAAAUUUAAACAGUAUUAAAUUACUUUUAGUUGAUCACCAUUACCACCUCAUUAUAUAAUGAAUACAUUAGUGCCACCAUCUCUCUGAUAGUGAAUCUAAUUGGCAUUAAAAUCAUUGUAUUUAAUCUGUUAUACAUAUAUACCACUACAAAGUGCUAUGAAGCAGGCUAGCUUUUUAAGAAUGUGUAAAAAAUAAGUGUUUGCAUGGCAUGACCUAUAUAAUUUCUUAGCUUUAGCAUUGUAGUAGUGCAACUUCAAGAAAGGUUGCUGCUUACAUGUUGAAAGGUAGGAAUGCAGUUGUGUUAAAAGGUUGAGACAGAGAUGAUAGAGACGCAAGGCAGCCAAACAAUUGCAACACUACUCCCAAGGUGUCCCUAUACAUCUGAUUACUCAAAACUAAGCAGUGAAUGGCAGGGGUUGGAUUACUAAAUAAUUGCCUUGAGCCUUCUGGUAUGUUUCUUCCAAAUCAUACAGCACUGGCCAUGGUCUGAAAGUGACAAAACACGUUGAGUGCCAUACAUAGAAAACUAACACACACACACACACACACACACACACACACACACCCCUCUACUAGCCCAGCCAUAUGUUCUUACAACAGGUCACAUACAGUGCAUAAUAGUUAUAAAAUGUUACUUGAAAUGUAUAUUAUAUGCAACAGUUAUUGUGACUCAUAUUAUGCCACAAUGUGCAACUUAUGGUACAUACCGUAAAUAUGUUGUCAUAUGUGUCAUUUAAAUCCCUUCUUAGGACUGUCAUAAUUCCUUCCCUGAGAAUUUAAUAAUUAUUGGGCCUAAAAUUUGUACCAUGUAGGGCAUCUUAUGGAGGUUUUGUAAGAAGCUUACAAUCUGAAAGACAGGUCGGAUGAGGAGUGGAUAUAAGUUACUGCUUUCAAGAGAGAGACAAUGUAUUUAAUAGUUGGAAAACCUUUUAGGUUAAUUAUUAGUAAGUUCAAACUAGGUGUGGUUUGGAAAAGUGUAGAAUUGAUGUUGCUACUAGAAUCCCACCCCAUUUCUUGAAGCAUCUAGGGGCUUCUAUCUUCUCCUUAGAUAUAUCCCCCUCACAAAAAAAAUGCUGAAGAUAUCUUGCCUUGCCUUAGGGAGCCGUACAACCCUGUAAAGUUUGAAAACAGGCUUGAACACAAAGUGUAUAUGAAGUUUUCAGGUAAUUUAAAACAAGCCACAAGCACAGGAAAUACUUCCCCUAUGGAAAAUGUGGUUAUCCUGAAAGGAUGCAGAAGCAGAAAUAGCCACUGAAGUAUUGGUGUCAGCUGGCAACUUCGUUGUUAAGUUUGAGGCAGAGAAAUUUAAAUGAAAAUUUGUUGGCCAAAUGAUGCCAGAUUAUAUUCAUCGAUAUGAAAUCAUCAUCUUAAAAAGGGGAUUUCUGUGACCUUUGUUUUCCCUGCAAAUGAUGAUAAAUGUUGGGUUGAAAAGAAACAAAUAAUGACAUUACAAUUUUCCACAUGGACUUGAUGCUGACCUACAACUUGUCAAUGCAUAGUUAAAUGUCAUAUACAUAGGCUCUUGCUUUGGAGGCAUUUAUUAGUAAGUGUCUGUCAUUGAAUUGUAACAAGUUAUAGUGGUCACAGAUCAUUUGACAGAAAACCAUUUUUCCACAGUUCCCAAGAAACAUCAGCAUAUGAUUGACUCUUGUCCGUGAAACAUUAGCUUUUUACAUAUAUUGCUGCAGAUGGAUUUCUUUUUUUGAUUGGUUUUUUUUAAAGACAAUAACAUUAUUAAAGUUAUAGGUAAAUUCUUAAGGUUGCAAGAUUGUCAUGUUGGUCACAUCUUUUUAAAAAAAACAAGAAAAAGGAAGUAUUUAAAUUAAAAAUACUUACUGAUUUUGUUUUGGAGGGAAGAUCAAUAAAGUUACCACACAAAUAGUUUAAUGUUAAUUGGAGUUCAAAUAAAAGUAGCUAAAACACAAAUGUUAUGUACAUAAGCUUCCAGAUGUCACUACGGAAUUGCCCUUCAAUAAUAGAGUGGCAGUUUUCAAACUGUGUUCACAAAACUUUGGAAUUCCAUAAAAGCUUGGUAGCUCCACAGUGAUAGGAUUAUUAGUGGUGGGUGAGCUGCCUGAUAGACAGUUUGUCUGUCAUCAUUAGUAUUGCCUUGCAAUGUGCAGCUGUGAAGGGGUUGUGGUGUGUGUUCUAGGAAGACCUGUCAGCACAUAUGGGGCAGUGACUAGGUGAAAACAGUAACACACAAGGAUUCAAUGGAAGAUGAGCAGAGAUUCUGGGGACAGCAAUAUGAAAUGGGAUCACUGAAGGUCUGAGAAAUUUGAACCCCAUUGGUAUAGAUCACUAUGACUAUGCUCAUUCAUAGGGGACACAUACACACACGGUGCAGAUGGACUAGUUAGAGCUCACUGUUUGUUUAUAGCUUCAUCAAUGCACAAAAGUAAUUUGCAAGGUAUGAGUGGCAUGGGCCUUGUCCUAUGGAGCUUACAAUCAAAAAGUUGAUACAGAGGACAGGGAGGGAAACAGAAGUGAUGUAUGUGAUAUAAUUUCAUUACUUGAGCAUAGUCAAUUUCUUAACUAUAGUUAAGAGACUGGGUGUGAGCCAUUGCAGGCUGGGUGACAUAUACCUCCCCCUGCCCCCAAUUCUUCUGUUCUGGUGUGUGAAUUGUCACUGCUCAUACCCUGUCAGCCUGAAGCCUACCAAAAUCUCCAUUAGCACUAAUUGCAGUUAAGGUUUACCAGGAUUCCAUUGUACUUGGGAUUUGAAACUUAACUGGUUAUUGAGACAUCAGAGAUUGGUAAUCAGUAUUCAGUUACAGAAGUUACAUAAAGAUGCUUAGCAUAGCUUGUAGAAUUAGAAGCCUGCAGGUUCAGGUCAGCUUCUGUUUUUCAAAUAAAAGGUGCUACCUCACCCUUUGGUAGCUCUCAAAUAAUGCAUGACUAUCUAAUAGUGUUUCACUACAUUGUACUGUAACCAGAUAGCCAUAGAAAAAAGGCUUACAUAAAUCACAGUUUUGAUUUAUAUGGAAAUAUUUCAUUUGGAAACUUGCAUGUUCUCCAAGGUAAUUGGAUACUACUUAGCUUCCAGAGACCAUAAUAUAUUUCUGCUUUACUUAUGAUGGAGUUUACAAUGGAAUAGAACUCAAUCAUCAAUAGAAAAUUAGUUGAAAAUGCAGGCAGUUCUUAGAAUGCAAAGUUCAGUAAAACUGCUGUGAGUCUUGCAGAGUCACACAGUAGACUUUGAACUUUCAUUUGCCAAGCUGUUUCUAGAAGAUUGAAUCUAUACAAUUCUAGGUGCACAAAGUACAAUGGCUAAAGUGCAAUCAGAUUGUAUGUUAACUCUUUCCAUAAUUUUUCUUAGAGGAGUUUUUACUUGAUAUUUCGAAACAAAGCUGUUACUGUUAUCUAGUGAAUUCUCUUCUAGUUAUUGAUCAUAAUUUUGAGGGGGGAAUUUCCAAAAUAGUAAGUUAUCAUUUACUACGUUUAUAAAAUAAUUACCUUAGAAUUGUCAUCCUAUAUGCUGGCUAGGGGGAAACUAUGAUGUUUAGCCUUGGAGAAAGCCACUGUUUCAAAUAUCCCUUUAUUCUAGAAUGGGAAAGGGGGAAUCUGCUGCCCUCCAGAUGUUUCUUGCAUCAUCCUUGACCAUUUGCUGUGGGGACUGGGGCUGCCUAAAUCUGUGUGCCCUCUUCUUGAGGACUAACAUAAAGGCAUUAGAAUACAUUUUAAAAUGUAUGCAAGAUCCUGUCGGGUUAAAGUUGUUUAGAUCUAAAAAAAUGACUCCGCAUUCUGAAUGUGGUAGCUAGGGAGCAUAUAUGGUAGAGUGGAAGGAAAGUGUGUGCAUGUUUCCAUGUGCUUGUGCAGACAGUGUAGAACAACUGUGAAUUUCAAGGACCACAGUGUAAGAAGGCAUUGGAUAGAGUUAUGUGGGCUAUGCUUAUGCAAUGUUACUUUCUUGCAUCUGCCUUCUCCCUGCCACCCCAUGCAGAGUGUGGGCAGCAGCAACAACAAACAUUAUACUCUUUGUGAAAGGACACCUAUUCCUAGAUCAUUUCCUAUAACAUUUACCGUACUUGCCUCUUGCUGUGUUCUUAGUAGUUAUAGCCAUAGGUAUUCAGGCAGGAGUGUGCAAAUCACAUCUGUAUCCUUGGCCUGCAGUGAGAGGUUUGAAAUCAACCUUUCAAAAAAGCAAUGGCAAAGCCAUAGCAUUCUGAAAUAAAGAACACCAGCUGUGUUUUGUGGGGUUUUGAUACUCAAUCUGACCUGUGCAAGCUUCAGUGAAAAGAAGAGUUUUAACCACAAGAACCUGGGUCAGGCUGAUCCAUUUCUUUGGAUAUCUCAAACAUCACUGCGGAGGCUACAUUGCACCGAACACAUAGUAAUGGACAUUAGAAUAGGACAUUAGCAAAUACAGUGUUGAAAUGUGCAAUAGGUAAUCAGCAGCAUUACCCUUUGUUUGCUUCAUGUGAUGAGGUGUGGAAGAUUCCUGACCCAUUCCACAACUUGUACUAGAAGCCAGUGUUACAGUGCAUGGAAGAUCCAGGGUGGGCCCAAUAUCCAGACCUGGUUCGAAUUCUUGCAUAACCUAGAGUGACUUGGAUGAACAAACGGUGAAGCUGUGGUGGGACUUUCCUUCUGUGCCGCAAUCUCUGACACUCCUCAUGCAGGAGAUGCCAUAUGGGAACUUAACCGUUUCUCCUCAAACAACUGCAUAUGUCUUUUAUUUUGGUUAGGCUUGAAUAUGCCUCAGCAUGAAAGACCCAAACAGGAUUUUUAUAUAAAGAUAUCUGGUGACAAAAUCCUUAAUCGUACGUGCCAAUAGUACUGCACUAUUGCACUUUUAUGGUUCUUUCUCCUCCUCUUUCCCAUGGUAGAUAUAUUCAAUUUCACUCUUGUAGAUUGUUUUUGUUGUUGUUACUACUGCAUCAUUUCUAUCCUGUCUGUCCUUCUGCAAGGAGCAUAGGGCAGCAAUUAUAAAAGAACAAACUACCUUUAAGUAUCAAGCUUCUCAGUAAAAUAUGUAAUUUCCCAUUUAGCAAUAGAAAUGUCCACUUUGGAUGCUGGGUAUCUUCUCUACUGUGCUCCCCCUCCAUAGUUUGUUUCAAUCCAAUAUAUUAAUUUCCUCUCUUAUAUAGCGUGUUGCAUUUAAGUGUAACUUUAAAUAAAAUCUCCAGAGGCCUCUGUUUUGAUUUACAAGAUUGCUUAACCCAAAAGGAUCCUUCCAGCUCAACUUCCUAAAGCCUAGUCAUGUUAUUUUCACCUCUGAAAUAUGAGCAGUUAUUUUGCAUCACACCCUGUGGACUGAUUUGUAUGUUACUUGAGUAGAUAGUUUUUCUAAACCUCUUGGAAGCUUUCCCUGUUCGGUAUUUUGUUCAAGCAAUAAAUAAAUCAGAUGACGUGUAUGUACUGCUGUGUUUGCUUGUUCUUGACCUUUGCUUUUCAGUCCUGUAAGUGUCAGUUUUAGAUGUGCCGUUGUGUAAUGUGGAGUUCAUGUGAUGAGCAUGUUCUGUCCUUAAUGUUUUCUUUGUAAUGCAUCUUGUAUCUAAUCAGUUGUUGUAUAGUUUAGCCUAGCCUUUUACAGCACAAUCCCAUGCAGUCUUACUUGGGAGUAAAUCAUAUAAAAAUCAGUGGUACUUAGUUCUGAGUAAACAUAGGAACAGGUUGCCAGUUUUUUUCUAAUUAGGGGAAGCACAGCAUAGGUCGUAAUAUUUGUUUUUUCUUGUUACACUUCAUGUGAUAGAUCUUUGCUUUUUAUAUUAACAACAGAAGAUUCUGGGGUUUUUUGAUACUUAAUAAUGGUCUUCAGGAAUCUAGGAAAAACAUAGCUCCUCACUCCUAAUAAUAGUGCCUAUAGAGCUGUUUUAGGUCUUGAUCCACUGUUGAAUUUUGCCCUGACUACUUUGUAUUAUAAUUGGUAAGAUGUUAUCCCAGACUUGUAAAGAGAAACUACCAGAUGACCUAUGGUGAUUAUUAUUUUAUUCCUGGUGAGCAGGGAGAGGAAGUGUUGUAAAACAGAUUUUUUUUCUUAUUCAGCCUUUCUAUGUUUCCAUAUAGCUAAUAUUAAUGAGGUAAGUGGGAUAGAUUUGUGGCCAAUGGCUAUUGUGGAUGUAUUGCAAAUCUGUGAGUGUAUAUAUUUUCAUGGGAGAGGCCAGUAUAUAGGCAUUUCUGGGAGUGAAAGAACAUGAGUGCCACCUUUGCAGUUUGUUUGUGGUAAUUUAAAGUAUUUCAGAAGUUCAGAGUUUAUUUGAGAGCUGUAAUGAGUUCUAGGGACUUUAAUAAAAUAAAGCAGCAAGUUGGAAGCAGUUGUUUUUUCUCCUCUUUCAAAUGUUUCUCAUGCACAAUACUGAGCACUGCAGUUCUCAAAAGAGAAAAUAAGGAUCUAGUCCUUGCGAUCUGGAUAUAGUUUCUGGCUGCUUCAAAAAAACUAUUGACCAUCUAUCUCCAUGUUGCAACACCAGGUGAUAGAAAGGUUUAAAGUUUCUCUUAUGUGGCUUUCUCGCAGUUUCUAUUGUCUUGUCACAAAAAUGGACAUUGGAGCCUUCACUGAAUCACUGAAGUUUUGAUUACACUAGACUGCAGCCAAGGGACUCUGAACUCAUAUCACCUGACCCAAUCCACACAGAUGUUAGGGGUGAACAUUUAUAAAAAGUUGUAACCACAGAUUCCUGUGCCAUCAGGGAAACUGAAGCUGAUCAGUAAUUAUCCUGGUGGUGUUGCAAUCUGUUUCUGAGCAGGCUAUAAAUGCAAACACUCAAGGAGCUGAAGACAUGUUUAAUUUUGAUUGGAAGUAGGACAGUGCAGUGAUAAGGAAAGAAGAGUGCCAGGGUCACUUGGAUCCAUGUGUUUCCUUAGACACGACAGUGGUGAUAGUGAACUGCUCCCCCAGCAACUGUUUUAAUUGUGGUGCUUCUAGUUGGCAUUCAGGGUGAAAGGAUCUUUCAGGCCUGGCUGCACUCAUACCAAUUCAUCUCUUAAUGGAUGAUGCAGAUGCUUUGUGCAGUGUGUCUGGACCACGGUUUGCUGUUGGUUCUGGAGUUCCAGGAACAAAGGGACACUUGCUGUACUUUUAUGUUUCCUCCCAGUUUUACAUUGAAACCCUAUAGAUAUAAGCCCAGCCUGGUACUCUCCAGAUGUGUUGGACAACUAUUCCCAGAAAGGCCAGUGGUCUGGCAUGAUGGGAGUAGAAGCCCAAAACAUGAAUGGCAGCAGGGAAGGGAUGGAUGGUAUAACCCUAAUACGAGUACACCAAUCUCAUGCAAUCUAAACAAUUAAGAGUUAAGACUGGAGGGAAGUGUUCGCUGGCCAGUAGAUAAGAAUCUAUAAGUCCUGUAGGCUUCCUAGUUUGUAACUAAUAAAACCGGCUCCUCCGAAUGAGAGAUAUUAUCUUGGUUUGCUCGAAGGAUGUGCCCUUUGCUGAAGGCUGUUUAAGACUUAAUUCCAUACCAUGAUAUGCUCAGAAUGUUGAUUAGUUACUGUAACACACUUUUUGGGUGAAUAUUUUUGGUGUGGAAAAUGGGCUUUCAGGGUCUGUUAGGUGGUGAACCUAUUUGCUGCCCCACUGAUUCAAAACCAUUUUGUGUGUUCUCUUUUUGAGGUCCCAGCCAGUCAUGAUUCAUGUGCCCACUAUGAUGUCACUGCAGCAUGUAGAUUUAAUUAGUUGGUGAUGUUACAGAAGGGAAACAAAGUCCUUAGCUUUGUCUUCACAUGGAAUGGAGAGGAAGAAGGAAUACAUCAGUUGUUUAACCCUCCUGUGAAUACUUUUGUGUCCUUUGGAGCCCCAGCAAAAAAAUGGCCAAAAAGAGUGCUCUUUUUCAGAGUGUGUGAAAAUCUUAAUGAUUUCCACAAUGCCCCCCCCCCCCCCGGUUAUACUCAGCACUAUUGGUUACUUUUCUGAGAACUUUCAGACAACACAUCAAGCUGCAAUAGUAGUUUAAUUUGAAUCAUAUUGUGAUGUCUUCUCUUGUGUUACCUGUCUGGCUGGAGAAAGUCAUAUUGCUUGUAUUUUGAAAUGGAGAUGUCCCACCCAAAAUUAGAUGAAAUUGAUUAUGCUAUGCUGGAAGAACUACUUAAUUGUUUUUGCUAGCAUUGCCAAUUACGCUGAACAAAUGACCUGGUUUUCCUCUAGGUCUUUUACCUAGUUAAAUAAACAUGAAUUGCCAUUAAUUUAAAUCAUGAUUCACAAAAAGUACUUCCAAAUUGUCAUAUGGAAGGGAAGAGUGUUAAACUCUAAGGCAUUGUAUUUCACCACUUUAAUUCUUAUUUCGUAAAACAUCAAAGAAGGGGUCAACAAUCCCUUGGCAGAGAUGAUACCUCUUUAUCUCCUCUGGAUGUGAUAUUCCUUACCAUUCAUUGAAGUCUGUAUUUAUUUAUUUUUUAAAAGAUAUUUAUUACUUUUUCAAAAUUUCCAACACAGCAUUACAAACACAAAGAAAGAGAAAAAAAAAGAGAAAACAAUACGAAUAACAAAUCAAGCAAAAACAAACAAAAACAAUUUAAAAACACCUCAAACAUUUUCAAUAUCUUAUAUUUCAUUCACUUAUUUCCAGCGACUUCCUCACACCUCCAUUUUUGUAUUCCACUUCUAUUAUUUGUUUCGGCAAUUCCUUUCCAUCUUACUCUGUUUUCUGUUCUAUAAUUAUCUUAACACAUUCUUGCCAUACUUUUCCUUUAAUUUUCUAUUAAUCUAUUUAUACUUAAUUCCUUAUGACAUUUCUACUAAAGCCAUGUAAUUUCAUUCCAACAUUUUUCUAACAUUCCUUAAUUUUACCAUAUUUCUAUAAAUAGUCUUUAAACUUUUUCCAAUCUUCUUCCACCGACUCUUCACCCUGGUCUCGGAUCUUGCCAGUCAUUUCCACUAAUUCCCUAUAGUCCAUCAACUUCGUCUGCCAUUGUCCAACACUUCAGUGUUUUCAAGAAGCAACCAUUCUCUCAACCAGCAAAAGGCAGAUGGUUCACAACGAAGUUUAAAGGUCUGGCAGGGCAGGUCCACCUCCUUCUUUAGCAUCCAUCAAUAUCUUAAGCUUAACUCGAGGCUUCCUGCCCUGCCAAACAACUCUAGGAGCAUCCCUCUGCCACCUCCUGAGACCCUCCAUCCCAUCCAGAGCUUGCAAUGUUUGAAACAAAAGCAACAUCCCCAGCAACACAGCAGCCCUCAUCCCCACCACAAUGACUCAGCCCAACAGUAACAACUUCUGAUUUGUCCAUAUUUCCAAAUUCCCCUUCUCUUCAAUCCAACAUCCUUCACAGUUGUCCUUAAGCAGAUUCACAUUUUUGGCAGUCAUACUAACCCCCAAAUACCUCUCUUUCUCAACCAAUGUUAGUCCUGUCGCCUCCUGAAACUCUGUCAAGCUUUCCUUUUCCAAUUCAGAUAGGGCUCUGGUCCUCAAAUUCAUCCGUUCUUCUUUAAGUUCAAUCAUAACGAAUGUCAGCUUAUGUUCAUCAAGUUGUCUUUGUAUGGAUGGGACUCUCCUCUCCAGUUGUACCACCUUAAGUUCUGCAGCAAGGGUUUUUUCCCCGACUUCAUCUGCAGUUUGCCAUAUCAGAGUAGAUUCCUGUAUCAGUUUCUGGGUGAUUUCUGAACCAUUCAUUGAAGUCUGGAACCAAACUAGAUUUAUGCUGUGCCACAAUAACAGUUUGGGAUGUGGAACCAAUGCUAGUCUUAGAGUGAGAUUAAAAAGUAUAAUUGGUUGUGUACAUUUUAAGCAAUGUUACCAAAUGUAUAAGAAGAUACAUGCUUUUAUUUGGAAAAAGAUGAAACUGGCAUUUCUGGGCUUUGGGUUCUACUCAAUUCCCUGUUUGUGCCUUCUGGAUUCUGUGAUUUCUGAAUCCAAUCCUGUUCUCUCUCCAUUGUUAAUAAUACAAGGGGGAAAGUGACUUUUGUGCAUUAAUGGAGCACUUCCAUAUUAGCAGACAUUGGAAACCCCACUAAAUAUGUGUCUCUGGACUGUAGCCACACAGUUACUUCACUUUUAUUUUUACAUGAUCCCAUUAUAUUACAAUAGCUGUUGUAGACUUGGAUCCAAGUUAUUUCAGAUGAAGUCAAGGGGUUUCCACAUACCCAUUGAGUCCUUUGUGUAGCACAGAUGCUUGGCAUACCACAAAACUUACUUCAAAAUGCCUUUUGGAGAUAUCUUCUGAUGAACAGAUUUAUGCUAGAAGAACUGUUCCCACAAGCACUCCAAGUUGCAUUAGUCACAGAAAGUCACAGAAGACUGCAGCUUUUCUUUCUACAUUGUGCUGUUCUUGCAGAGAAAGGCUGUAGGUGAGCAGAUUGUAUGGGUCUCACAUUCAUGCAUGCGCACACCUACUCCGAGUACAAGGGAUGGAGGACCUGAAAAAUGACACUUCAAAUCCUGCUGGACAUGAAGAACUAGUUGUGCAUUUCAAUGGAAUGUGGCCUUAAUCUUUCUUUUUCCCCCUUUUUUUUAAAGCAUCAAAACAGAAAGUUUGCCUCUCCAGAAUAGUUUUUAAGAUUCCAAUGCAUCAGUAUUGGUGGUUUCACAACUGAAUAAUAAAAGUUAUUUAUCUCUGGAUAUGUUAUUUCUGUCAAGUACUCCACAGUUCUCUAUUCAUUUUCAACGUUAUUUCAGUAGAGUGUUAAUGCCAUUUGAUGUAUGGGGCUUCUCUUUUGAUUUCUUUCAGAACCUGCAAGAUUUGGACAUGUCCUUUAUAUUUGACUGGAUUUACAGUGGUUUCAGUAGUGUACUACAGUUCUUAGGUAAGACAUCUACAUAUGGAAUGGACACUUCUGAUUACUUCCAUUUCCAUCACACUGAUUAUGUCCAUAUAUUCAUGGAUGGCUCUUUGAUCCAGCAAAGGCUUUCAUUAAUGGAAGCAGGAGAGGUAUUUUUUUUGGGGGGGGGAUAAAUUCUCCCUUUCUAUUCAGUUACCCAUCUGUUUCAGAGACUUGUGGGACCCUCCAGUUUGGGGAGCAGAGAGAACUAUGGAGGGAAGGGAAACCAGCAAAAUAUACCUCCCUCCAUCUUGCCUUCAAAGAAACCCCUGCUGAUCAGAGAGCUGUCUGUGGAUGGAAGGACGGCCUUGGAUACAAUCAACUGUCAUGAUACAUAUCUGCUGGCAGUCCACCUCACUAAUGUUCCAUUUCUGGUUUAAUUUUUCUUUAGCCUAUGCUGUACCGUGCAACCUUGCAACCUAUUUUUACUAAUGCUCUUCCUUUUCCCUGUGUUUCUACCUGUUGCAUUUUAAACAAAUAAAUAAACCUCCUGGCAGUUGCAGUGGAAGGGGAGCCACAGAAACACACAGCACUGUUAUAACCCCAUGUGCCAUGUUCUUCUCCCUUGCUCUGCAAAACAUGGGAAGCUGGAGUGGAAAGCAAAAUACUUUCAGUCGGUAAUGUGAGAAAAGAAGCUGCUUGACAGCUGCCAAAUUGGGCAGCAUCCUUCUGAGAGCUGAUUUUCUUUUCUGAAAGAUGCCAACUGUAAAACGUGUUGUGCUGUUAAUAAAAACAUAGGAACCUGCUUUAUACAGAGUCGGAUCAUUGGUCCAUGCAGUACAGUCAAGUGACUAAGUACUAUCAUAGAAUUGUAGAGUUGGAAGGGACCCCAACGGUCAUCUUGUCCAAUCCUCUACAAUGCGCUAGUUCAGGCUUCCUCAACCUCGGCCCUCCCGAUGUUUUUGGCCUACAACUCCCAUGAUUCCUAGUUAGCAGGACCAGUGGUCAGGGAUGAUGGGAAUUGUAGUCUCAAAACAUCUGGAGGGCCGAGGUUGAGGAAGCCUGCCCUAGUUAAUCAUCACUAUGAUCUUCUCAUUACAGACUGACCACUGCCUCUAUAAAUUAGCUUCUGUACCGCAAAUAUAUACCUUGAAUUGGGGAUAGUAAUAAAGCCUCAAUUAAAAACUAAAAUGUAGUAGCAUUUUCAAUUUGGUCUAUAAAAUGUUAAAGCGGCCUGUCGAAGCCUUAACAAUGUACUUGUUCACAAGUCUUCCUGAAGAGAGAACACACCUUUUCUAAUUGAUUGAAACUGCCACUGGUUAUUGUAAAAUGCUCUUAUCCAUGCUGAAUUGCCUGCACCCCUGAUAGGCCUUCUGACUUUGUCCAGUUUGGCAGCAAUAAAGGCACCUUUGUAUCAUAGUACGCUUAGCAGCAGCGAACUUUGUCCUUCAAAUCAUUAUGAGCUGCAGUUUUGCUAGGGGCAGAUCUUUUGUAACAGAUGAACUCUUUAAGACUGCCUCUUAAAGCUAUCUAGGUUACUCACUAGCAUGACAAACAUAAUAAAUUGUACAAACCAGCACUGAACUGCAGAUUACACAUGUUUACUCAGAAGUAAAUUUAAACUAUGUAAUGGGGCUUGCCUUGCUCAGAAAUAAAGAUGCAUGGGAUUGCAGCUCUGGACAUUGAAAUGGUUUAAGAUGGUGCAUUUGUAAACUCCUAAAGGAGGAAAAUACAUCUUAUUGAAAAGAAUAAAUCACUUUAACUUUACAUACAUACAUACAUACAUACAUACAUACUUACAUAUAUUUCAAAAGCUAUCUGCAAACACAGCACAACCCCACUGUUUGCAUUACUGUAGUGCAUUGUACUUGGGGUUGUUUUGAAGACUGUUUAGAAACAACAGUUGGUUCAAAAUAGAGUAGUUACAUUACUGCCUGGAACAGAAUGAAUUAUAAUCCAGUUCUUAAAAAAAAAAAUCCCAAUAUAUUUUCAAAUGCAGUUUAAGGGAGGGGUAGAGAACCUGUUACCUUCCAGUUGGUUUUACACCCCCCAAAUCCCCAACAGUCUUUACUAGCAUGACCCCAGAGCACCCCUGACUUAGUGGUGGUCAGUGGCGUAGCGUGGGGGGUGCAGGGCGGGCCGGCCGCACCGGCCGCAACAUCUGGGGGGGGGGCGCGCUCGCACUCGCAGCUCUCUGCCCCUACCUGGCUCACUCACUCUCUCUCACUGCAGUGCUGGCUGUGCGAAUCCGAUCUGAGCCGCUGGGUCGCCGCCCACUGUGGAGGGGGUGGGUGCCACGCGUGCGGUGCGGAGAGAGAGCGAGGGACUAUCUGGGGGAGGGACAGUGCAGCGGCCGCCCAGCGCAGCGCUGAGCGCGGGAGAGAACCACACCAGACCAGACCAGGCAGCAGGCAAGAAGAAGCUGGCAGCGGCGGCAGGUUAGGGGUUAGGGGGCGCAAAUUACUUGCCUUGCCCCGGGUUAGGGGGCGCAAAUUACUUGCCUUGCCCCGGGUGCUGACAACCCACGCUAUGCCGCUGGUGGUGGUCCAAGGAAUUGUGGGAAACUACAAUGGCAGCUUUCAUUGGGAAACAGAAAUGGUGGUGUUUGUAUGCAAGCUGGAGGGCACUAUGCUAGGGACCUUCUCAAAUCUGGUGCAGGCCCUGGAUAGGUCUUUUCUGAGGUAGCUUCCUCACUUUUAAAUUAUUUCCCUGGUUGCAAGUCGGGGGAGGAAAGGAGAGAUGAAAAAGAUUUUUAUUCUCCCCCCCCCCCCCAUGCUUUUUAAAGCUAUUAGGUCUUUUUAAAAGUUCUGCUUUUGGUGGUUGCUGUCUUUUAAAAAAAGUGGUGUUUUUUUCCUGAUUUUCAUUGUGGAUUUUAAAUUUCAUCAUAAGCCGAUUUGAGAAGCUGUUGAACUGAAGAGCAGGGCAGCAAAAGCUCAAAACAUAGAUUGUAUAAACCAUUUAGGACCAGCAGUGUGAAGAGCUUCUCUGCAAUUUUGAAGCAAAUGUGUCACAUCAUUAUCUUUAUGACACACAGGAGUUCAUCUAAAGGUCUGCUGGUGCUUUUCAUCACAUCCUGAAUGUGUCUAAAAUAGUAUUGUGUUCAUAAUUCUUACACAGAGAUAGUCUAUGUAUGAGAAGCAUCAUUUGUGAAGUUAGCUAGACUUUCAAAGCUGAGGCCCCAGCACCCUGGGAACUCCCACCACUGCCCCCCUGGUGCUCAGGAGGAGCAUUAGUGGCUGUCAUCACCUGCUGCCUUUUACAUGCUUCUGAGGAUUGGGAACUCUCCUCCUCCUCCUCAGGGGCAGCAGUAACCAUGAGAAGGGCUGUGUCUCAUUGGUUUGAGCACAUAUUUUGCAUGCAAAAGUUCAAAAAGCAAUCCUGCUGCCAGUUAGUGUAGACAGCACUGGCUAUAGAUGGACCAAUGGUCUGAUACAGUAUAAGGUAGCGUCUUUUAUUCCUAGACUGGAUGUACAGAAAUUUUGCCGGGUAAGCAGAGCUCUCUGAAAUCCCCUGCAGCUGCUCAGAGAGAACAUAGGAAGCUGCCUUAUACCAUUCAUCUAGUCCAGGAUUUUCUAUGCUGAUUGGCAAUGGCCCUCAAAGGUUUCAGGUACUGGUCUCUCCCAACCCUAGGUGGAGACACCUGGGAUUUAUGGCCCUUCCCAGUCAAGUGUCAAAAUUCACCAUUUAUGGGUAAGUUGUUAAAAGUGAAUAACCCUUGUUAGCUCAGUCGGUAGAGCAUGAGACUCCUAAUCUCGGGGUUGUGGACCGGAGCCCCACAUUGGGCAAAAGAUUCCUGCAUUGCAGGGGGUUGGACUAGAUGACUUUCAUGGUCCCUUCCAACUCUAUAAUUCCAUGAUUCACCUUAAAAAAAUCAAUACAUGGAUAAAGCAUGAAUUUUAAGCUAGGAUGUUUUAUUUUAGGCUCUGAAACGCAUUCAUUUUCCAUUCAUUUUGUGAUGAUGCAGCUAAUGGAAGGUUGUUUUUUAGCCUUUCAGGCUACAUUUUCUUAUGAUUGAGGGAAAAGCACACUCAAAACUGACUUUGUUCUGCAGGCCUUCAGAGCAAUACAUGAUUAGUAAUUUUAAAUGUUUCUGAAAAGGAGAUAGGCACUGUGGAGGAGGGGGUAAUUGACUUAUUGAGAAAGGAAUAACUUUUAGAACUCAACAGAUGUUUUAUCACUUUUCAUCUUUGCAAUUUCUGCUUGAAGAUUUGUGUUCAGCUCUGAAGCUUUCUCUUUCUCAUUUCUUUUUUCACGGUCAGCCUAGUUGGCUCAGUAAAACUCAGUUCAGUUGACUCCUAUUCUCUAUUCAUUAUUCAAACGGGCUUAAAUUAAAAAUGGCAUUUUAGAAACAUAGCUAUAAUUGCAUUAUAAUCAUAGUAAUGUGUUAGGAAACAUCUGAGGGCUGACUUGUUGUUCAGCUAAGGAGAAUGUCUGCCUGGAUCAAAACACAAACAUUCAUAAUGUAGAUAUACAUACCCAAGUGACUUUGACUCCCAUUAUUCCUGACCAUUGGCCACGCUGAAUUGGAAUUGAUGGGAACUGAAGCCAAGCAGCAUCCAGAAAGCUGCAGGUUCGCUAUUCCUGAUCUAGUUCAAUAGUCUACUCUGGCAGUGGCUCCCCAAGAUAUCAAACAGAGGUUUUCCACAUCUCUUGCUAUUGGAUGCUUUUAUCUGGAAUUGUCAGGGAAUAAUCCUAGAAGCUUAGCAUGCCAAGCAUGUGCUCUGUCACUGACCUAUGAUCCCUUCCCAAAUGUUGUGGAGAUCUUAGAUGGAGCCUCCUAGGCUUGUUGUACUGCAUUCUUCUCUUAGUUUUAGCAGAUAAACUUGAGCUAGAAUGAUAUCCUGUCUUAAAGGUGUCAUCCUCUUUCCAUCUUUUCUAGAGUAACCUGAUCUUGAAUACUUGCAUGGCUGUAUUUACAUAUGUAAAUGUUUUGAGACUAUGUGAUGAUAGGGAAAUUGUUGUGUUCCAUCCUAAAUAAGCAUUUAGCAAAACUUAAUCAUCAGACAUUCUAUUAUGAUGAGACACUUGUGGAAAUUAGUACUUACUCAUCAAAUACUUUUAUCUUUUCCAGGACUGUACAAAAAAACUGGUAAACUAGUAUUCCUUGGUUUGGAUAAUGCUGGGAAAACGACUCUCCUACAUAUGCUUAAAGAUGGCAGACUGGGUCAACAUGUCCCCACACUACAUGCAAGUAAGUCAAUCUAUCCUUUCUCUCAUACAGUGGUACCUCUGGUUACGAACUUAAUUCGUUCCGGAGGUCCGUUCUUAACCUGAAACUGUUCUUAACCUGAGGUAACACUUUAGCUAAUGGGGCCUCCCACUGCCGCUGUGCCACUGCCUCGCAAUUUCUGUUCUCAUCAUGAGGUAAAGUUCUUAACCCGAGGUACUACUUCCGGGUUAGCGGAGUCUGUAACCCAAAAUGUUUGUAACCCAAGGUGUUUGUAACCUGAGGUACCACUGUAAUAUGCCCAGUGCUGCUUCAAAUCUCAGGACUUUAGUAGACUAUUGAACUAGAUCAGGAAUGGGGAACCAGAAUAAACUCUUCAGUUCAGUGUGAGUUAGACUGCAACCUUAUGCAUGCUUGCAGGUGAUUAGUAGCAUUUACUUCCGAGGAAGCAUGUAUAGGGUCAGUUUCAUCACCUUGUUCUAUACAGUGGUACCGCUAGUAACGAACUUAAUUCGUUCCGAAGGUCCGUCGGCACACAAUUUCCGUUCUCAUCCUGGGGGAAAGUUCUCAACUGGAGGUAACUCAUCCAGGUUAGCAGAGUUUGUAACCUGAAGCGUUUGUAACUCGAGGUACCACUGUAAUGCAAUAUGGUUUAUCAGUAUGAUUAUUACCUUUACUAGAGAAUAGUUUGCUGUAAGAUAGGGUUUUGAAAAAUAGUAUUUUCUGUUUCUGCAGCUGCAGAAGAGCUGACAAUUGCUGGUAUGACUUUCACUACUUUUGAUCUAGGCGGACAUACCCAAGGUAAGUGAUGCUAACAUGCAGAAGGCUUCUUUUAACAUGUUAAGCUUCCUUGGUUGCACAUCAAAAGUUACUGCAUUGCAAGAGGGUUGUGUAUUUUCAAUUCUGAAAACAUUCCUGAUUUUAUUAAAUUUUUACUGUAGUCUACUUGUUCUGUUAUAUACACAUGCAAGGUGUGUGGGAUGUUGGACUUUUUCAUCAACACAGAGUGUGCACAGCUACUGAAGCGUAGAAAUAAAAGGCUGUCCGCAAUAUCUUUGCUUAGUUUUAAUUUUGAAAAUGCAACAGCCAAACGCUGCAAGCCAUUACCACUCCUCACCAGCAGCAUACAAAACAUAUGAUCAACUUAAAUACAGUUUUCAAAUAAUCAGUUACGGUAUCCUGUCACAUCCCUUCCUGCAUUCGGUGCAGAAAGUAACUCCCCUUCUAAUUAGGCAAAAAGUCGAGAGAUCACAGGUGUGCAGCUAAGUAGGUCAAACUGCAAACAUACACCUGUGAGCUUCAAUUAACCAACCCCGUUCACUGACCACUUUAAGAUAAAGAAAAACCAACACACUGACUUGAGUGUGAGCUACAGGAUGCUUCAACUGCAAUAUUUGUACUUAAUAGAAUGGAAGCAGUGCAUUACACUUAUGGUGAUAGAAUUUUCUAACAGGUCCAGGAUUAUUGCAGCAUUUAAUUUUCAAUGCAAUGCUAAAAUAAAAGUCAAUGUGUGCCUUUAAUUAGUCUCUGAUUCUUUGGAGAGCUUAAAGUUAUGAAACACCUCUGUUUUCAUUAUACACAAUAAAAAUAGGUUAAGGCAGUAAUUUGAUCAAGUUGAUUUAAGUUAAUAGUUGUAUCCAAUGCAACUCAUUGUGUUCCUGGAACAACUUCGGCUCAUGCAAUGGAAUUCCCCCUUCCUCUCCUACCCCUGUGACCCCAAAAUCUGUUCCAAUGGGAUUGGGGAACCCCCAGAGCAGAUUUGGUAGGCUCUUAAGAUUUGGAAGAAAGGAGAGAAAGAGGAAGUUCCACAAUAGCAAUGACUACAUUGGAUACAACCCCCCCCACCCUUACAGUGAACUGAUCCUCAAAUAUUACUUGGUUUUGUGUUUAAAUACUUCAGUGUGGAUACUGGGUAUCCGGUGGAUCAAAGAGGGCAUUUUCUAGAAUUUAUUAGAGGCUGAAACAGAAAAUAUGUUAUUGUCUUGGGGGUAGUUUAAUUUUUUUAGGAGAUAAAUCUUCUUCUUUGGCGAUCACUCGUAGCCAAGUAAGAUUGUCUUCCAUAAACACGUGUUUAGGAGAUAAAUAUUUCUAAUGGCGAUACGGCCAUUUUGUUGUGUUUUUUAAGUUCUACCAUGAAGUUUAGCAUUCUUUUUUAAAACCUGCAAGCCAUGUAUUGUAGCACAUGUUUAGAAGUGGAUUUAUGGCUAUUAAGGCUGUUUCUUGCAGUAAAAUUAAUAUGGUUUUUCAGUUUUAAACCCAGUACUUCACACUGUAGAACAAAAGAGAGUGGGCUUUAAAAAAGCUUUUAAAUAUAUCUCCUAAUGCCCUUUUUAAAGUUUCUGCUCCUUAAUGAGGUGUUACUAUGAAUAGAGUUAGAAGAAUAACAGAUAAUUUCCUCUUGCAGCUCCUUUAUAACUCUCUUUUGUUAGCUCGCAGAGUGUGGAAAAACUAUCUGCCUGCCAUCAAUGGGAUUGUCUUUCUGGUGGAUUGUGCAGAUCGUGACAGACUGGCUGAAUCAAAGCAAGAAAUUGAUGUGAGUUAGUAAUGUACUUGGUAUUUGUAAAAUACUAGUGAAGUGUGUGACAUUUUGAUGGAUGGGGAAAAGAGGGAGAGUCUCUGUUUCGCAGGGACGAGGGUGGGCAUUGCAUCUGUAUGGCUACAGCAUCAUAUAUGACUCUACAACUCAAUAAAAUAAAGAUAAAAAAGAGAACUUUUUGUGGAAAGGUUAUCUUGCUGGAGACUGGUGCAUAAGAGCAAAUGGGACAUUGCCCCACCAGUGUUGGUCUUCCUAUUUAAAACCACCCCAGGGGUGGUACUACCUGUCAGCUUCAUUCUCCGUAGUCUAUAGCAGGGGUAGGCAACCUAAGGCCCAGGGGCCAGAUGCGGCCCAAUCGCCUUCUCAAUCCGGCCUGUGGAUGGUCCAGGAAUCAGCGUGGUUUUUACAUGAGUAGAAUAUGUCCUUUUAUUUAAAAUGCAUCUCUGGGUUAUUUGUGGGGCAUAGGAAUUCGUUCAUUUUUUCCCCCUUCAAAAUAUAGUCCAGCCCACAAGAUGGUCUGAGGGACGGUGGACCGGCCCCCGGCUGAAAAAGGUUGCUGACCCCUGGUCUAUAGGUUGUCCUUGUAGAACUCUGAAAACAGGAUGAAGGGAACAAAACUAGAAUUAGUUGGCUCUGGCUCCACCUACUGUUAGUCUCCCUGCCUUCUGCCCCACCAGUCUCAUUAGGCAUAAGCCGUCACUGGAUUAUCAGAUUGCAUUUGAUUUUCACAGCUUUCUAUCAUAUUUGGUAUUUCUACUGUUUUUUUGUGUGUUUUAAAAAAUUUAUUUAAUUGCUUUUUCAAUACAAACAACAACCGCAAAAGACACAUACAACAAAAACCAUGAUAACACUAAUAACACAAUUUGACAAUUCAGAUUUGAAUACUGAUAUACCUAUGACUACACCUUUUUAACAAUAUUUCCCCACCUUUCCUCCCCCUACUUCCCACCACUGUCCACCUUAUCGCUUAAAUAUUCCUUCCAGAUUUCUUCAUAUUUAUCCAUUCUUAAUUUACAUCGACAUGCAAUUCGUUUGUAUGUAGCUAGUCUGUCCAUAUUAUCAAUCCAUGUGCUCAGUGGAAUCUUUCUACAGGUUUUAUACAUUUGUUAAAUAUGCAGUUCUGUAAAGCUUUAUUUUCCUUCCCUGGUUAAUUAAUGAAUCUUUGUUUAGUUUAAUGAAGGGAAGCCAUGUUAUGGUUGAUUAAUAUGUGACCAUUCUCUCUAUUUUUGAAUAUAUUUUGGCCUUGAUGUAAGAGUGAGAGAGAUCCUUCAAUGGAAUAUUUUUAAAGGUGUCAAAAUUUUCUCCAUCUUUUCUCCAUUGAGUCUCUGAAGCUUCACUUCAUGUAUGUUGUCUGUGAAUGUAUAAAACCUAACACAUGUGUCUUUCCUCUAUACAUAGGCACUUAUGACAGAUGAAACUAUUGCUAACGUGCCUAUCCUAAUUCUUGGUAACAAGAUUGACAGACCAGAAGCCAUCAGCGAAGAAGGGCUACGAGAGAUGUUCGGUUUGUAUGGCCAGACAACAGGAAAGGUAUUAAUUGUCCUGUUCCCAUUGCUUCAAAAUACGUAAUUUCAAUGUGCCUAUCAUUUUCUCCCCCCAGUGUUUCUGUGGUCUGCUUUACUGAAAGCUUGCAUAUACCGUAUUUUUCCAUCUAAGAUGCCCCCAUGUAUAAGACGCCCCCUAUUUUGGGGGACUCAGAUUUAAGAAAAUGGGGGGAGAUGGCCCAGAGUAUGACACCCCCUAAUUUUUGACAUUAUUUUUAGGAAAAAAACCUAGUCUUAUACAUGGAAAAGUAUGGUAAUUCUUUGUCGGUUCCAUAUUGUUCUCAAGAUGCAUUUUUAAAAGGAUGCUUACAGGACUUCAUAGAUUCCUUUUUAAAAUAAGCCACUAACAAGUAAGCCUUUACAGAUUACUUGUUCACCAUAAAGCCAAGCUGGCUUUGUUCAACUGUACUUUUAAUACAAUACAGAAUUUUUAGAGCUAAUUGUCUAAUGGAAAUCUGAAUUGUUGCCUUGUGAAAUGUUCUUGCUAAUGCCUCUAGCAAUAAACUGAAGGGUUCCAAUUUUAAACAAAGUUUAUUUUAAAUAUUUUAAUUAAAUAUAAUUAUAACCCGGGUUGUGUCAUUUACAGUAGGCAACUUUGAAUACCAGAAGCAGAUUUCUCUAUUAUUUCUUGUGCUUCUGAAAAUGUUGCCACCCACUCAUCUGAAACCUACUUUUCUAUGCUGAGGAAAUAAGCCCUCCCUGAACAUGAAUGACAAUGGAGAGAAAGACAUUGCCUUCUAGCGCUAGGGGAACCUAUUCCCUCAGUGGUUGUGUCUUCAUGGAAUCAUAGAAUUGUAAAGUUGGAAGGGGUCCCAUUGGUCAUCUAGUUCAACUCUUUGCACUUUAUUCUGCUAGAGGCGAGAAAUCCUGUUAGUAUAGUGGAGAGGCCUCAAUACUAGCACAGAACCAAAACAUACAGCAGUACUGCAUAGGUAGCAGAUCACCCUUGUAAGGUACUUGCAGGGUGGUUGCAACAGAGAUGGAACCUGAGUUUUCCCAGAAAAUGAGUUUUUAUUGAGAAAGCAAAACAAAAGGCAGUUGUGUGUUAACCAGGCUUCCUCAACCUCAGCCCUCCAGAUGUUUUUGGCCUACAACUCCCAUGAUCCCUAGCUAGCAGGACCAGUGGUCAGGGAUGAUUGGAAUUGUAGUCUCAAAACAUCUGGAGGGCCGAGGUUGAGGAAGCCUGGUGUUAACUGUUGAAGACAGUCCCAAAGAAGAGAGGGGUAGAGGUGAAAAGAACUAUAAGGCUGAAUUGUUUUCAAUUAUAGCCCCCCUACCCAACUUCUAGGUUGGAUUACUGUAGCAAUCUUUAACAGGGCUUGGAGAACUGGCCAGAAGAGGGUUGCGGUCACCAUAUUGGUCUCAACUGAUAGGAAGUCAUUCAGUUUAGCUACUUGAGGCUCAAAAGGUACAGAGAAUGGGAAAGAUUGAGUUUCAAUUUAUUGACCCACCUUCUUCUUUUUAUGUCAUUUUCAGGGGAAUGUUUCAGCGAAAGAAUUGAACACCCGACCCUUAGAAGUCUUCAUGUGCAGUGUGUUAAAGAGGCAAGGCUAUGGUGAAGGAUUUCGUUGGAUGGCACAAUACAUUGAUUAAUGCCAAAAUCACAUUAGUACAUACUAUCCCAAGCCUGUUCAUUAUUUGAUCUCUCAGUGUACAUAACUUGAACUCAAUAGACUUUGGUUACAAUAGCGUAUUUUUUUUAUUAUUGUAUCAAUUGUGUUAAAUUUUAAGUGUAAAGACUGAAAACGGAUUUUAAGCAAGUUUGUCAAUUUGGAUCUUGUAACAUUAGUCUCUAGUCCUAUAAAACCACUUUCUUUUGGGAUUCAUAGCUUGUCUCUUGUCUGCAGUCCUUUUUUGUGUGACAGUGACUUUCUAACUCAGUAUGUUGUUGUUUUUAAAUGCACUUUUUAACAGCUCAACUCUGCAGACUUGUUGGUCAUAUAUAAUGCUCAUCAUGUUAAAUUUUUAUGUACUUUUUUCAAAACUGGUUUUAUAAAUGUAGAGUGUAUAACCACCUCUCAAAGAAUAGUAAUGAAUCAGCUUACGGAUAAUUGCAUGAUGCCUUACAGUUUUCAAUAAUAUACUUUCUUAUGCAACGUCAUGCAAUAAAACUAAAUCCCGUUUCUUGACAUCUUUAAUGGGAAAUACUUCAUUUUAAUGUGUCUUAACCUAGUAAGGAUGUCUCAAAAUGUGAAUAUGUGGGGUAGCUUUUUGAAAUGCAGUAUAAUUUCAGUGCACUGUAGAUUUUUUAAUUUAUUUAUCUGAUUACUUUUUUGCUGGGAAUUAAUCCAAUUAAUUUUAACCAUGUUUUCUGAAUAUCAGCAUUCAUUCCCAGUUAUCCACGUUGUACAGCAAGAGGUACCAUGAUCUCACUGUAUCAUAGUACUAGUGAAUGCCUGGAUUUCGUGCAGGAAUUUAAAGAACCACAGGAAGAAAGAAAGGCUUUGUGCCCUGCUGCAUCCAUAGGUUAAACAGUGUUUUGCACAAGCUUCUGGGAUGUGGCAAAGGUGGAUAAUUUAGGAUGGCAGUCUAUUGGCCUAAGGAAUAGGGCAGUGUACUCAGCACUUAAAAUAUUAAAGAUUUUGUUUUUCUGGAUUUUCUAAAUUUUUCCUAAAUAUUCUAGAUUUUGUUCACUAGGUUGAGGCCUCUGAGUGUAGCUGUUAUACCCCUUAUCUUGAGCAGUUUUCAUUCCUCUUGGAAGUGUUUGUGCAUUCUGUUAGUUGCUAUGCAGUGUUUGUUAUCUCUUAUCAGCCAGUACUCCCUAGGAAGGAGAUUCCUAGUUGCCCGUUUUGGCUAUGAUACAAUGCUUUCUUUAAUGAACUGUUCAUGGGCUGAUGAAAUUGAUAGCCGUCGUGCAGAGAAGAAGCUUUGCAGUUACCUCAUUCAUGAGUAGGUACUACGUUGUGAUUUUUGGAAUAGUUUAAGAUUCUUGGCAGAGGUGAUUGAUCUGGGGUACUACCUACAAAAGUAACCUGGCAGAGUAAGCAUCUCCUUAAUGUAAGAGUCAUGUGAGGAGCAGGGACUUGGCUCCUUCCUGUCACAAUAAACAAUUAUUGUGGCACCUGAACAUAACCUAUGUCAUGUAAUACAUCGAAUACUUAUUUUUGAAGUGUGGUCAGAGAUUGUUAUAAUGUUGAGACUUCAAGGAUAGCUUUUCUAUGUAUCUAUAUCCGAGUAUGGCUGCUGCUACUUGGUACCUGAUUUUAACUCGGCUUACCACUGUACUAUGCAAGUAAAACCAUUUUAAACUGGUUUAACUGUGUGGCAUUCCAUAGAGAAAACAAUGGACUGUAAUUUUGAGAGGCUGCUAAGAAUUUUAAGAUUUCUCCAACUUCAGUACAAGGUUACAGUUUCUACAAUCCCUUGGAAGGGAGGAACUGACAGUGUGGUUAUACUUCCCAUAUUGCUCAUUCUGCAUAUUUAUUCUGUAGCCUUGUUCAGAGUGAGUGCUCCAUUUUUUUCCAUGGAAAGAAGUGUCUUUGUCUAUUCAGAUAUUGAAGACAUCUUUUCAAUAAGUACAAAAAAUUCUAUCACUAAAAUCAAGUGAGGGCCGAUGUAGUGCUUUUGAAAACAGGUGCCUAAAUAUCAGAUGUUGCAAAAGAACUUGAAAUAUGGCUUAUUGCUGUUAACGUGUUUAAUAUUUUUCUUGAUUUAUCAUUUUAAAAUAUAACACUUCCAGGUUUGUUGGUGAGAGGCAGAGUAAUUAUUUAAUUUACUUGUGUUUGAAUCACCAUCUGAGUCCCAGUAUUGUACCAAUAAAGUUAAUUUAGGGCUUUGAAUACAUUUAUACAGAUUAUUGUUGAUACUUUUUCUGGGUGUCUUGACUUUCAGUGGAAUCCUUUCAGUAGUCAAAUAUGAGAUGUUGUUGGGCUCCAGCUUCCGUCAACUCCAACUAGUGUGGUGAAUGGUCAGGGAUGAUAGGAGUUACAACCCAUCAAUACCUGGUGGGUCACAGGUUUCCCCAUCACUGAAUUAUGGACUGAGCACACAAUCCUAUUAGCUGAUAGACUGGGCAGACCUUCAUAUAUGAGUGUAAUUAUCACAUAAUAUUUCACACAUGCAUAAGGAAAUACAACAGCUAAAGGUUUCCACCUUGUGACCUAAACAUUUUUCUAGAGUUUUAAAAUAGUGGUGUGACAACAAGAGCAUUUUGGAGACUAGGCCUGUCAUGUCACUAGUGAAGAAAGACACUAUCCUGUCAAGAUAUAUUGUUUAAUGGUGCAGGAAUGCCUUAUCAGUCUCAGUCUGAGCUGUAACAGUAGGGCAGAGGUAUGAAUAGGCUAAUGCUUUAAGAAGCAUUAUGUAAGGUUUUGUUUUGUUUUUUAGCACAUGCCCCUAUUAUUCUUCACACCCUAGGGCCCAAUUUCAGGACUGCUCCACACAAGGCAUUAAGAAAUUAAUUUCACACGUGGGGAACUUGCAUGGAUCCCCAACUGGCAGCAAAGCAGAGGCUUGAUACAUGGGGUAUAACAAACAUCUGAUAAGCAUCAGUAGAUGCCUGUAUUGGCAAUUCAUGUUCCAGCCCAGUGUUGUUGUUGUUUUUAAUGUGAUAUGAUCAUCCUUUUUCCCUUUGGGUUUUUACAGUCUUCUCUUGGAGUACCUUGCCAGUAUUUAUAGAAUGAGAAAUCAGACACUGGUUAUGUUUGGAUGUAACACUAAACUAUGGUUUAGUUCAGGACGGUGAAACUGUGGCCCUCCAGCUAUUGGCCUACAACUUGAAUCAUCACUGAUCAUUUGCCAUGCUGGCUGGGGAGUCCAAAAAUGUCUGGAGGACCACAUGUUCUCUAUCCCUGGUUUAGUGCUUUAAAAAUGAGCCUAGACUCCUCCUGGGCUUGUGUGCUCUCUUCUCCUUCUCCAGUGUGAUGGUGAGGAAAAAAUUGAAAGCUUCUGUUUUAGAUUAAGCACAGUUUAGGGUUCAAGCUUGUUUGUAUUCAUUAAUGAUAACCACUAGUUAUGAUAACCAACUCCCCCUCACAGCCACACCAGAGAACAAGGGGAAGGACUAAUUUAGUGUUUUGUCCAAACCAGCCACUCUCCUGUUAACAAAAUGACUUUGUUAACAGGUUUAGGUAGAAAUGCCAAAGAAAGAGACGAAAGAAUUAUUCUCCCGCUGCUUUGGUUUCUUCAGCAUGGGGCAGUUUUAGUUUAUUUAGCAAGUUAAGCAUUUAUUUCCAGAAAGCAGACAGUUCCUAAGGUUAUUCAGCCAUUAUUUCUGUGUUUUGCGGGGGGAGUUGGCAGUGUUUCAUACUUUGUUUUGCCACUCAGAGUUGGCUUGCUAACUCAUUUAAAAGGAUAGUAACUCUUAAGACUGUGCUGGAAGAAACUCACUAAUAAAAUGUUAAUAUGAAUGAAGUGUGUCUAAUUUAAUUUUUCCUACAGUAGUUUCAGGUGCCCCAUGCAUGCCGCUGUCAUUAGUGAGACUAAAGCAUACAUAUUUGUUGAGAUGCCUGCUUUGCAGGGGGUUGGACGAGACAAUCCUCGGAGUUCCUCCCAAUUCUAUGAUUCCUUGUAUUAUAGUCACUAAAUUGGGAUUAACAUUUGGCUGUACAAUACUGAUAUAUUUUAACUAUAAGUCUUUCUUGGCAUUAUCAGUAUUGACUUAAUAAAUGCUAGACAGAAAAGUGGGUGGAUUGUGGUUAGAUUUGUGGGGUUUUUUAAGAUUUAGAAUUGCUUCUCAUUUGGGGCUUGUGUUUAGAAACCAAACACGUGUCACAAAUUAAGCUGGAAAUGUGUGUUUCAAAUGCAGAUUCCCCUUGAAAAUGCAAGGAAAUUGGGGUGAAGUGCUUUCCUGUUUAGCUCUUCUUUUUGUUUUGACGAGAAAUGCUGGUUUUUACAACCAAGAGAUUCACAAUAAGUAGUCCUUGGCCACUUUUAAUCUAGAUUACUAUCUAUCUAUCUAUCUAUCUAUCUAUCUAUCUAUCAUCUAUCUAUAUUUACAAGAGAGGCAAUGAAGUAGAGAAAUUCUGGGAUUAGUACCUUGGUUUCCUACAUCUGAUUCCAAGUUUCUAUCCACAGUGCCUUUCCAUUGGGCUAUGAAGUAGAAUUGCCAUUAUGAUUUUCCAGUAUUUAGAGACUUACGGUUUGAUUAAACUGUAUCUACUCUUAAAACCAAAAGAAACCCUUUAUAUUUUGCUUCAAUGAAAUUUGGAUUAUGUGCUCAGAAUGUCAGGCAAAUUAUGUAAAUAUGCACACUUCAUCCUAAUUCUCUAGUCUUACAAUUUCAUCAGUGCUUUUCCCCCCUCAAGGGUACACAGUACCGGCACCCCCCCCCCCCCCAGAAAAGCAUUGGUUAAAACUGUGGCACUUACUGUAAAAACUUCAUGGUGAGUACCAGCACCUUUUUUUCUAGAAGAAAAACACUGAGUUUAAUGGUUAAAGAUGUGGAAUUAAUUGCUAAGGACUAAAAUGAUUGUGGGGAUAUAGGCUAAGAGGAAGGCCAGAAGGUCUAAGAGAAACUCUAGCUAUAGCUUUUUCUAUAUAUUAAUGUUCUAUCCACCAAAUAAAUGGAUCUUUUGUAUACCCUCCCUUAUUGGUUCUGAAUUAUCUCCAGGCUCCAUUCACAGGCGUGAAAUGCAGAAAACGCAGUGGAGAAAGCAGCCUGUUGAGUUUCUGCAUGUAAGGCAGAAUGUCAGCAAAAGAAAGAAGCAAUUUUAUCCUUGGAGUGUUCUUUUUCAGCUGUUUGCGGAACAGUUUUUGUUGUGUGCGUUUGAACACUUCCUUUGGAUGCAAUGACUGUGGACAGACAAUACUAUAGUGGAGAGUUCCUGUGUUGUGCCUCUUUAAAAAUUCAAGAGAGCUGUGCCUAGUGUUGUAUUAAUAACUCUUCGCACUCGAUAGGUAGUCUUUCUGCUUAAGCUGGAGUUUGGAACUGUGACGUAGCAAACUUCCCGAGAGGUGUCUACCCCAGGAAUCAAAGCUGCAGUUCAAAACCAGGACUCUAUGGAAUAAGCUUAUGGCACUGAGUAUUUGACUGUCAUGGACACCAGCCUUCUUGUCUUACAUACCCUUCUCUAACCUUAUGUUCCUAUUUCAGCACCUCCUCAAAUGUGUCCUUAAUAACUGACUGACGAUACUCGAGUCUCUUUUCUGGACCUUGGCGAUUCAAAUAUUUUCCCAUACUGGGAAACGCUAGUUAAUAGCCUAAUAUCUGCAACAUUGUACAGUAAGAGGAAGUGGUAGACUAUAUCUAGUCUACCACUAGAUCUGGAAAUGUAGUUGUAGCCUUUGAUUUAGAUUUAAUCUACACUGGAUGAAACCAAUACCUUAUGGCUGCACUGCCAUUACAUAAAUUUCAAAAGCAGGAGAGGGUGUGUUAUAACCACAGCAGAGAUGAGCUUUGCCUGCUCCUCUUUAUUCCAAGAAAAUGAAACUAAUCUUCCCCCAUGUGACAGCAUUAUCAGAUCUAUUUAUAUGACUGUAAACAUGAAAUCCUGCAUGGUUUUUGUUUUUUUUACUGAAGUCCUAACCUGACCUAUUAGGAAGUCCUAAUGUGAACUGUUAGGAAGGCUGCCCUACAAAAUCACUGGAUAAAAAGAAUUCACCAGGACAGUCUGAUUGCACAGAAUAUAAAUUUACUGCAACUAUUAUUUCCAGUGUAUUCCUGGAGAAGAGAUUAAAAGAUUUGUAUAUCAGAGUUGGUUCCAGAUACAGACUUGAGGUGUACUGCACAACUUCCAAGUACAAAGCUUAGCAUUAUGGUUCUGAGCUUUAAUAAAAAGCGGUGCUUUAUAGUGCU
Molecule: messenger RNA, 34201 nt
Organism: Podarcis lilfordi (Lilford's wall lizard)
Lineage: Eukaryota; Metazoa; Chordata; Lepidosauria; Squamata; Lacertidae
Source: the annotation of a GenBank genome assembly